Penicillium brevicompactum is the source of this 1608-nucleotide messenger RNA. Its product is annotated as GNL3/Grn1 family GTP-binding protein. Gene Ontology annotation, molecular function: GTP binding. The record is from RefSeq and is a predicted model, not a curated record. Gene Ontology annotation, cellular component: nucleolus. The coding region runs from base 1 to 1608 and encodes 535 amino acids. The transcript has 4 exons. Lineage: Eukaryota; Fungi; Ascomycota; Eurotiomycetes; Eurotiales; Aspergillaceae.
AUGGUUACUAAGAGUGGUUUCGGCAAGACCUCCAAGCGGGUUCCCGUCCGCCUGAGGCACAAGAUUGAGAAGUCUGCCGUUCAGAAGCAGAGAAAGCAAAAGAAGCUCGCAAAGAAGAACCCCGAAUGGCGGUCAAAGAUCAAGAAGGAUCCGGGUAUUCCCAACCUCUUCCCCAACAAGGAAAAGCUCCUCCAUGAUAUCGAAGAGCGCAAGCGCCUCAGAGCCGAAGAUAUCAACCGCGCUCGUGAUGAAGCCCGAGCCCGUAAGGCCCAAGGCUUGCCCGCGGCGCAAAACGGUAGCGAGGCCGUCGACAUCAAUGAGGACGACAUGCUGGACGAUGAUAUGGAGGGUGACGACUCCAACCCCAUGGCUGCUCUUCUCGCAUCAGCACGCGCUCGCGCCACCGAAUACGAUGAGAACCAAAGCGAAGAUGACGAAGAGAUGGACGAGGACGACGAUGAGGAUGACGACGAUGAGAUGGAUGAGGACGAUGAGGGUGGUGCACUGCUUGACGGCUCUGCUCCAUCAGUUACAGCAAAGUCUUUCACAAAGGAGAGCUCACGACGCCAGUUCGACAAGGUCUUCAAGCAGGUCACUGAGAACGCUGAUGUCGUUCUGUACGUGCUUGAUGCUCGUGACCCCGAGGGCACCCGCUCCAAGGACAUCGAGCGCGAAAUCAUGGCUGCAGACAGCGGCAACAAGCGUCUGAUUCUUAUCCUGAACAAGAUCGAUCUGGUCCCACCCCCGGUUCUCAAGGCCUGGUUGAUCCACCUCCGCCGCUCCUUCCCAACUCUUCCCCUCAAGGCGUCUACCGGCGCUGGCAACGCACACAGCUUCGAUCACAAGAAGCUGACAGUGAAGGGAACCGCUGAUACUCUUUUCCACGCCCUCAAGUCAUACGCCAAUGCUAAGCAGCUGAAGAGAUCCAUCUCUGUCGGUGUCAUUGGAUACCCCAAUGUCGGCAAAUCCUCCGUGAUCAACGCCCUCACUGCACGCCUCAACAAGGGCUCAAGCAAUGCUUGCCCAACUGGUGCCGAGGCCGGUGUCACAACCAGCCUUCGCCAGGUCAAGCUGGACAACAAGCUCAAGCUUAUCGACUCCCCCGGUAUUGUCUUCCCCUCCGCUGGUGACAAGUCCACAAAGAAGAACAAGAAGCAGGAAGAGCAGGCCCGCCUCAUUCUGCUCAACGCCAUCGAGGACCCCAUUCCCGCAGUCAACCUCCUCAUCAAGCGUUUAUCGGCUUCUGAGCAGCUUAUUGCCAAGAUGCUGGAGGUCUAUGGAAUUACUGCCCUUUACCCCACCAGCCAAGGUGACAAGACCACCGACUUCCUCGUCCAGGUGGCUCGCAAGCGCGGUCGUCUUGGAAAGCACGGUGUUCCCAACAUUGAGAGCGCCGCCAUGACUGUCAUCAACGACUGGAGAGACGGUCGCAUCCAGGGCUGGGCCAACGCGCCUGUGCUCAAUGUGGUCGCUUCGACCGAUGCUCCGGGCAGCGCCGCUGCGCCCGGCGCCGACACCACCCAGGUUGUCACCGAGUGGGCCAAGGAGUUCAGCAUCGAAGGCCUCUGGGGCAACGGACAGGGUGACGACGAGGAGAUGGCCGAGUAA